CUCCAUUUGAGCGGCUAUCUACUAACCCCGGACGUUUCAGCAUAGACCCCUUUCCCCUCCGACUCUCUUGUUUCCCUUUCUUACAUCACAACUUGAAUCUCGUCGAGGUGGCUCGGUGAGUCUUCUUGCACUUCAUGUUGAGUCUUCUCGUCACUCCCUAAAUUAUGUAUUUUGUCUUUUGAGUAUACACCACACUCCUUAUCCCACUACGAUAACAUCAACCGCGCUGGCCGCGAUCCACGUCUUAUCUUGACAAUAUCUACUAUUCAACGCGACUCUUUCGGAGCAGAAACAAUCCGUCCGCAGGACAGCUGGCAGAACAAUUCACCCUAAAAUGUUAGGUUUUCACAGGCGCACGAGAUCUCUUAUCCCCGUAAGGGAUCUUGCGAGGUAUGACAAGGUGCCUAUGGUCGAUGAUGAGGCAGAACUCGAGGUGGAAAGUGCGGACGGGGACACGGAUACAAAGAAUGGGCAAUGGCUAGGGAACAGAAAAAGACAAAUGGUUCUCAUCUACGCCAUCUAUCUUGCUGAAUCAAUCAUUGCAUCAGGGCUUGAGCCACAGCUUCGUGUACUCAUCGAUAGCAACGACUCCUGCGAGAAUCUAUCGACAUCGUACCUUCGCAGCAUACUCGAGUGCGCAUACUAUUUCGGCGGAACAACCGGGAUUCUUUGGGGGUAUCUCUCCGACCGUGCUGGUAGGCGUUGCGUCACCCUCACUGGCCUAUGGGGCAUGGUUCUCUGCUGUCUUAGCAUGGGGUUUGCGACCGAUCUCGUUGCCUGCACGUUGACUCGCUUCCUUUCUGGCGUGAUGGGUGCGAGUGUUCUCGUAUCGACCUUGGCCAUGAUAGGUGAUCUCAGCGAUAGCAUGACCGAGAAGGCAAACUAUGUUGCUUACCUUCCCCUCGUUUCCCUUUGUGGAUCGAUAGGGCCAGUAGCACAAGCAAUGAUUACCGGCAGAGUUGACUUGGAGGGUCCGUUGUUUGCGAGAUUUCCUGCCUUGAGUACCCAAAUAGCUUGCAGCGGUCUCCUUCUACUCCUUGCCAUCACUGCGACGGCAAUGCUCAAAGAAACCCUUGACCUUGGACCUGAGCAGUCAAGGAAUCUCGCCGAGGUAGACUGUGAAAAGGUCGCUUUCCUAUCUACCGAUUGGAAUGCUUCCAGCCAAAGUGUUGCUACACCUUUCCGCGAACCCAUUGCCAUGAGUCAAUUCAUUCAGGCACCCUCAUUUCUCGUUCUCCUUUCGUCUUUCUCGUUCCUGUCACUCCACUCCUCCAUGUUUGAUGAGUUGUUGCCCCACUUUGGCCACAACAGCGCCCAACAGGGUGGCAUGGGCGUGCCUUGCACCUGGUUGGCCUGGAUAGUUCUCGGAGUGCGCGCCUUCGCCGGUGUGGUCAUAUUGCGCUCCCUCCCCCAGGCGAUGGAGAAGGCUGGGCUGCUCAACCUCUAUCGUUACACUUCUCUGUCGUUUCCCUCUCUAUAUGUUGCAACUCCGAUUCUUGCAAUGGUGGCCCAAUACUCGGUUGGACUCGCGCCUGUCAUCGCUGCGGUCUGCAUACUCCUCAAGCACAUGUUGACAAGCAGCAGUACGGUCCUAGUCUCCGUUCUCAUACUAAACACACCACCGGAUGCUUUCUCUACCGGAACCGUGGUUGGCAUGAUGCAAGUCACCAGCCUCUUCCGUGCACUUGCGGUGGCACUAGGCGGGGCAACUUUCUAUCUGAGCGAUGAGACGAGCAUGGCGACGACGAAUUGCACUCUUUGGAUCAGCCUUGCCCUGCUCGGCAGUGGAGGUGCAGCGCUUGCUUAUUUCGUGAAGGAGCGACCGAGUGUAGAACGCGAUUUCCCCAGUGAGGUCCUUCGUUGGGAAACAUGUUUCGACGCUAUCGAAAGCGAUGAGAAUCCAACCGGUCUCAUGUAAUCACCAAGACCCUAUGU
Messenger RNA from Aaosphaeria arxii CBS 175.79, 1935 nucleotides. Its product is annotated as MFS general substrate transporter. The transcript has 3 exons. Gene Ontology annotation, biological process: transmembrane transport. NCBI's taxonomy places the organism in Eukaryota, Fungi, Ascomycota, Dothideomycetes, Pleosporales. Gene Ontology annotation, molecular function: transmembrane transporter activity. The record is from RefSeq and is a predicted model, not a curated record. Bases 335 to 1918 code for a protein of 527 amino acids.